AUGGAUUUUGAAACUAGGGAGGACAAAGAUGGUGUACGAUUAUCUUGGUCUUCGGUACCGAAAUCGAAAUUGCAACAUCAACGAAACGUUAUACCCUUGGGAGCGUUAUACACACCAUUAAAUGAUAAAAGUGAAAUACCAAUAUUAAAUCAAGCCAAUAUAAUAAGUUGUCGGUCAUGCCGGUCAAUCUUGAAUCCAUAUGUAACUGUCCAAAAUGGAACUUGGUCAUGUCAAUUUUGUAACGUGCCAAAUCAAUUACCAUCAUUAGUUUCCGAAGACGGAACUCCACUUUUACCACCAGCAUUAGACGGACAAUGUACAACAGUGGAAUAUGAAACUGGGAGACAAAGCUCUUUACCACCGGUGUUUUUUUAUGUUGUUGAUACUUGUUUUGAAGGUGAUGAUGUUGAGGCUGAGUUUGCCAAAUUGAAGGAAAGUUUGGUUUUAUCAUUGAGCUUGUUACCGGAAAAUGCAUUGGUUGGAUUUGUUUCCUUUGGUAAACAUGUUAAAGUACAUGACCUAAUCUCCAAUGAUGAUUUAAGUUAUACCUUUAAUGGAAACAAGACUUACAACUUGGAACAAAUUCAACAAGCAUUGGGAUUACUGGGAAGUGGAAUCAGCAAUGCAGGAUUAUUGCAUGCUCAAGGUGGUGGCGAUUUCGAACACUUGAUUGGACAUGCAGCUAGGCGAUUCUUGCAACCAUUAAGUCUCGUUGAAUAUGAAUUGACAAACAUUAUCGAAAAUCUUGUUCCCAAUUCAUUUCCCCAUAGUGAAUAUAGUGAUCGUCCAGCAAGAGCCACCGGGUCAGCAAUCAACAUCUCCUCGUUGUUGUUGAAAAGCAUCCUAGGAGACAAUCAUUUAACUGGCGGUCAUUUAAUGGUGUUUAUUGCAGGAGUAUGUACUAUAGGACCAGGUAAAAUUGUCGAUACAGCUUUGAAAACUCCAAUGAGAUCUCAUCAUGAUAUUUUAAAGGAGCAAUCCCGUUUAAUUAAAGCACCAACAACAUCAUCCAAAACGAAAACUGAUACAUCAUUGUUCAAAGAAGCCAAAGCAUUUUAUGCCAAAGUAGCUAGAGUAUUAGUUACCCUUGGCCUCAGUUGUGAUCUUUUCAUUGGAAGUUAUGAUCAAGUUGGAUUAUUUGAAAUGGAUGAAGUUUGUACCAAAACUGGUGGUGUUGUAAUCAUGACUGAUUCAGUGAGUACAGCAAUUUUCAGACAAAGUUUUGCCAGAUUCUUCAAAAAGCAAGAAACAAACAAUGAAUGGCUCGAUAUGGGAUUCAAUUCAACUUUGGAAGUCAAAGUUUGUCAAGAUUUGAAAAUUGAAGGGUUAAUUGGUAAUGCAACUUCAUUGCCUUUUAAUAAAACGGUGAUUGCUAAUGAACGAAUGAUUAGUGAACGAGAAGUUGGAGAAGGUAAGACCAAUAGUUGGAAAUUAUGUAGUGUUGAUCCAAGAUCAACCUAUGCCAUUUAUUUUGAAAAAUUGGAUAAUUUACACACCAAUAAUGCCGCUACAUUUAUCCAAUUCUUGUUUCAUUAUCAACAUCCUAGUGGUGAAAUGAGACUUCGAGUAACUACAGUCCCCAUUAGUAUUGUUCUUGAUUCAGAUAAUGCUCAAUUGGAGGCUAGUUUCGAUCAAGAAGCAGCAUUAGUACUUGUUGCUCGUGAAGCUGUGAAAAAACUACAGACUGACCUCCACAAAAAAUUCAUAAGUGGCACGGCAUUGAGUAAACAGUUGGAUCAAGUUUUAAUUGAUUUUUGUACUCGAUUUGCCGUUUAUCAAAUUGGCAUGAUGGAUUCUUUCCGAUUAUCAACUACUUAUUCCCUUUUCCCGCAGUUUAUGUUUCAUUUACGAAGAUCACCAUUCAUCAAUGUUUUCAACAGUUCUCCUGAUGAAACGAGUUUUGUACGACAUGUAUUCAUGCAUGAAGAUUUAGCCAAUUCAUUAUUGAUGAUUCAACCUACGUUACUAUCAUAUGAUAUAAACAGUUGGGGCUCGUCAACCACAGAUGAAGAUACUGGUGAAGAAAUCACCAAUGAACCAGAACCAGUUUUACUUGACUCAGUAAGCUUGGGCAAAACAAAAAUCCUACUUCUUGAUACAUUUUUCCAAAUUUUGAUUCAUCACGGUUCGCAAAUUGCUCAAUGGAGAAAAGCCGGGUACCAUGAACAAGAUGAAUAUGCAUAUUUUAAAGAAUUUAUCGAGGCACCCAAAAGAGAAGCAAUGCUGUUAUUAGUUGAUCGAUUCCCAUUACCUCGUUUUAUCGAUUGUGAUGAAGGUGGAUCUCAAGCGAGAUUCUUGAUGGCGAAAUUGAAUCCUAGUACUAGCUAUGCUACUAAUGUCAACCAUUUUUAUGGAUGGGGUGAUCGAUCUGAUGUUUUCACUGAUGAUGUUAGUUUGCAACUGUUUAUGGAUCAUGUUCAACGCGUUGUUACAUCAAAAAAGUGA
Molecule: messenger RNA, 2445 nt
Organism: Lodderomyces orthopsilosis Co 90-125
Lineage: Eukaryota; Fungi; Ascomycota; Pichiomycetes; Serinales; Debaryomycetaceae
Exons: 1
Coding region: 1-2445 (814 amino acids)
Biological process (GO): endoplasmic reticulum to Golgi vesicle-mediated transport; COPII-coated vesicle cargo loading; intracellular protein transport
Cellular component (GO): COPII vesicle coat; endoplasmic reticulum exit site
Molecular function (GO): zinc ion binding; GTPase activator activity
Source: RefSeq, a predicted model, not a curated record